Messenger RNA from Microthlaspi erraticum, 486 nucleotides. NCBI's taxonomy places the organism in Eukaryota, Viridiplantae, Streptophyta, Magnoliopsida, Brassicales, Brassicaceae. The record is from the annotation of a GenBank genome assembly.
AUGGAUCACCAAGAAGAGGAAACCCAAAGCGAGAAACAAGACGACGAGGAAGCUCUUGCUCGCCUUGCGGAGAUUAAGAAGUCAGUUGAAGCUAAAAUGGCUCUUCGUCAAAACAACCUCAAUCCUGAAAGACCUGAUUUAGCAUAUCUUAGGACUCUGGAUUCUAGCAUCAAGCGUAAUACAGCAGUCAUCAAGAAGUUAAAGCAGAUCAACGAGGAGCAGCGAGAAGGUCUGAUAGAUGAUCUGCGAAGUGUAAACCUUAGCAAAUUCGUUAGUGAAGCAGUUACUGCCAUUUGUGAGGCCAAGCUCAAAAGCUCAGACAUACAAGCAGCUGUUCAGAUAUGUUCACUGCUUCAUCAGAGGUAUAAAGAAUUUUCGUCUAGUCUAACACAAGGGCUCUUGAAAGUAUUCCUUCCUGGAAAAUCUGCAGACGAUUUAGAAGCAGACAGAAAUGCAAAGGCCAUGAAAAAACCGCAGUACCCUUAA